GCAGCCUGAAUCCCAGGCAGCGGUGAGGGACAGAGACCUGACAGGACUGCACCCAGCUCUCAGCUCCAUCUCGCCAGCGGUGCUGAAAGUGGAUGGAGAGCAGCUAAGAGAGACAGACUUGAAAGAAGCCCGGAGCUGGACACUGCGACGGUGUGUCUUGAAUAGUGUCUGAGAACAACUCACCCCAAAAGAGCAACAUGAUCCUUAACUCCUCCAAUGGAGAUGGAAUUAAAAGAAUCCAAGAUGACUGUCCCAAGGCUGGCAGGCACAACUACAUUUUUGUCAUGAUCCCUACUCUCUACAGCAUAAUCUUCGUGGUGGGAAUAUUUGGAAACAGCUUGGUGGUGAUUGUCAUUUACUUUUACAUGAAGCUGAAGAAUGUGGCUAGUGUUUUUCUUCUGAAUCUUGCCCUGGCUGAUUUAUGCUUUUUAUUGACUUUGCCACUGUGGGCUGUCUAUACCGCUAUGGAAUAUCGCUGGCCCUUUGGCAAUCACCUAUGUAAGAUCGCUUCAGCCAGUGUCAGUUUCAACCUCUAUGCCAGUGUUUUCCUGCUCACCUGUCUCAGCAUUGAUCGCUACCUGGCCAUUGUCCACCCAAUGAAGUCUCGCCUCCGCCGCACAAUGCUGGUGGCCAAAGUUACCUGCAUCAUCAUCUGGCUUCUGGCUGGCUUGGCCAGUUUGCCGGUAGUCAUUCACCGAAAUGUAUUUUUCAUUGAGAACACCAAUAUCACAGUUUGUGCUUUCCAUUAUGAAUCUCAGAACUCAACACUCCCCAUUGGGCUGGGACUGACCAAGAACAUUUUGGGCUUCCUGUUCCCUUUUCUGAUCAUUCUCACCAGCUACACUCUAAUUUGGAAAGCCCUAAAGAAGGCUUACGAUAUUCAGAAGAACAAGCAGAGAAAUGACGAUAUCUUUAGGAUAAUUAUGGCAAUCGUGCUUUUCUUUUUCUUUUCCUGGGUUCCCCACCAAAUAUUCACUUUUCUGGAUGUGCUCAUUCAGCUGGGCAUCAUCCGCAACUGUAAAAUCGCUGACAUCGUGGAUACUGCCAUGCCUAUCACCAUCUGCAUAGCUUAUUUUAACAAUUGCCUGAAUCCUUUGUUUUAUGGCUUUCUGGGAAAAAAAUUUAAAAACUAUUUCCUCCAGCUUCUGAAAUAUAUUCCCCCAAAGGCCAAGUCUCAGUCAAGCCUGUCGACAAAAGUGAGCACUCUUUCAUACCGCCCUUCAGAUAACAUGAGCUCAUCAGUCAAGAAGCCUGCAUCUUGUUUUGAGGUGGAAUGAGGGGUUCAAAGCUUGCUAGUGAAGUGAUCCCCUGAGAGAAGUCAGAGCAGCAUUUGGUUAGACAGCUUACUAUAAAAGGAAUCUCCAGCCCUUUCAACAUCAAGGCAGAUAAGUCCAGAUUUGUUGGACUGUACAUGUUCUCUGAAGUGCUGAAGUGUCCCUUUAAGACAAAUAGGAGCGAAACUACUGUUCACCACCUUUCUCAUCGACGGGAUAAUAACUGCUCUAAGGACAUUUCAGAAACUAAGUGACUAUUGAUUUUGAAAAAAACAUGUGUUGGCAGAAAAGCAAUGUUUCCUGUUUCCCCUCAUUCUGUUACUUUUGUAUUUCCACAUAAAAUUAUUUAGAAUGUGUUAAAUCUGUAGAUAGGCAAAAAGGAGAUGGGAGAACUCAGUAGUUCCGAGGGACAGAAAAACUUUCCAGCUAUCUAGCUACUAAAGACUAUGACAUCAUUGUUCCUAAGAUUUGCUAGGCCAUACUCACCAAGUUUCAAAACUUUUUGUGGAGUUCAACUAGUAGUUUGAGAAUCCAUACUGCCCAAACAGUGCCCACAAAACAGCUUACCUAUAUAAUGGUGUUAUAACAGUCAUACACCAAAGUUGAACCAUGUGUGAUUCUGUCUCAGGGGUUUGUGUUCCCUAGGCAGACCAGUUUUAUUUCACAUCUGAGAAUUGUAUAGUCCUUGUUAAGCAGAUUUGUCAUAAAAUAUGUCUUACUGUUCUAAAAAUGUACAUAUUCUAUGUGUAUAUGUAAAACUAUAUUUCUAAGCUGUUGUUUGAUUAAAAUCUAGAAAACAUACUUAUUUUGAAAUAAAUUUAUCAUAAUGUAUUUAAUAUUCACUACUUAAAAUAUACACUGAUUUAUUUUUAAUUAAAUCAUGAGUAAAGAUGAAUAUUAUUUUAA
Molecule: messenger RNA, 2180 nt
Organism: Alexandromys fortis (reed vole)
Lineage: Eukaryota; Metazoa; Chordata; Mammalia; Rodentia; Cricetidae
Gene: Agtr1
Product: angiotensin II receptor type 1
Exons: 2
Coding region: 198-1277 (359 amino acids)
Biological process (GO): brain development; positive regulation of cytosolic calcium ion concentration; immune response
Cellular component (GO): external side of plasma membrane; membrane
Molecular function (GO): C-C chemokine binding; angiotensin type II receptor activity; C-C chemokine receptor activity
Source: RefSeq, a predicted model, not a curated record